CGAUAUGGACGUGGAAACCUUCUACGAUGGGUAUCUCGCCUCAAUCAUGGUCGAAGAGGGCGGCGUCACCCCCGUAGGCUCGGCGAUCGCGUUGCUCGCUGAAACUGAGGCCGAGAUCGAGCAGGCUAGGUCAAAGGCCCAAUCUUCCUCCUCAUCCGAAACCUUAGAUUCAGAUUCCCCUCCUCAGUCGGGUAAUCCAGGUGUAGAUGUCUCUUCUGCUAGUAGGAUUGAUGAAGACGACAAGCUUAAGGCAUUAAUUGAAACGCCUGCACUUGAUUGGAGCCGUCAAGGACAAGAUGGCUUUGGCAGUAGAGGCUUUGGAAGAGGCUUUGGGAGAGGGAUGAUGGCUGGUCGUGGCUUCGGUAUACCUUUAUGCUCUUCAUAUGUUCUCUAUUAUUUUUUGUUUCCUUAUCUUGUUGUCAUCGUCAUAUUAAUUUCUUUUUUUUAUCAUUUUUCAUUUUGGUGUGAUUAUUUCCAGUAUAAGAUUCUUGUAAAUUGGUCAUGCAAGACAAGGCUAUGACUAUCUGUUAAUCGC
This is a messenger RNA of Asparagus officinalis (garden asparagus), 535 nucleotides long. Its product is annotated as dihydrolipoyllysine-residue acetyltransferase component 4 of pyruvate dehydrogenase complex, chloroplastic-like. Gene Ontology annotation, cellular component: pyruvate dehydrogenase complex; chloroplast envelope; chloroplast thylakoid. The coding region runs from base 5 to 520 and encodes 171 amino acids. The transcript has 2 exons. Gene Ontology annotation, biological process: pyruvate decarboxylation to acetyl-CoA. The record is from RefSeq and is a predicted model, not a curated record. NCBI's taxonomy places the organism in Eukaryota, Viridiplantae, Streptophyta, Magnoliopsida, Asparagales, Asparagaceae. Gene Ontology annotation, molecular function: dihydrolipoyllysine-residue acetyltransferase activity.